Molecule: messenger RNA, 3517 nt
Organism: Sorex araneus (European shrew)
Lineage: Eukaryota; Metazoa; Chordata; Mammalia; Eulipotyphla; Soricidae
Gene: ANGPT4
Product: angiopoietin 4
Exons: 9
Coding region: 192-1688 (498 amino acids)
Biological process (GO): signal transduction
Molecular function (GO): receptor tyrosine kinase binding
Source: RefSeq, a predicted model, not a curated record
GCAGGCGGAAGCCCGGGCAGCUGUGGCGUUGGGGUAUAAAUAGCCGCGGGACAGAGCGCAGCGGGGCAGGGGUUUGCCGCUGCAGAGCAGCUCCGUGGGCAGGACCGUCCCCCACAGUCCCUGCAGGGACCCCCGGGCGCGGAGAAGGCAGCAGGCCGGGGAGGCUCCCCGCAGGACCCCCCGGUCUCCAGAUGCGCUUCCAGCCAGCCAUGCUCCUGGGCAGCGUCCUCCUCGCGGUGGUCACCGUGACCGCAGCCCAGCGGCGGGGGCAGGACACGGGAGGGCGUCGCCGGACACACCGCGUCCAGCACGGCCAGUGCAGCUACACCUUCGUGCUGCCCGAGCCCGAGCCCUGCCCACCAGAGGCCGAGGCCUUCGGGGCCUCCAACAGCCUCCAGAGGGACGCGCCGGCCACUGGGCUGAAACUUGGGGACUGGCCGAGCCAGCGGGUGCGACAGCUGGAGAAGGUGCUGGAGAACAACACUCAGUGGCUGCAGAAGCUGGAGAGCUACAUCCAGAUGAGCCUGAGGUCGGAGCUGGUGCAGGCCCAGCAGCACAUGGUCCAGAACCAGACGGCCACCAUGCUGGAGCUGGGCACCAGCCUCCUGAACCAGACCACAGCCCAGACCCGCAAGCUCACCGACGUGGAGGCGCAGGUCCUGAACCAGACCUCGAGGAUGGAGAUGCAGCUUCUGGAGACCUCGGUGUCCACCAACAAGCUGGAGAAGCAGCUGCUGCUGCAGGGCCACGAGCUCCACCAACUGCAGGGCCGCAACAGCGCGCUGGAGACGCGGGUGCUGGCACUGGAGACGAAGCAGCAGGCGGAGCUGAGCAGCCUCCGGGGCGAGAAGGAGCGGCUGCGGCGCCUGCUGGGCCGCCAGAGCGGCGCCCUCGCCGGCCUGGAGCGCAGCCUGCGCGCCGCCAGCAGCAACUCCAGCCUCCUGCAGCGCCAGCAGCGCCAGCUGCUCGAGUCCGUGCAGCGGCUGGUGCGCGUCGUGGCCCAGGGCCCGGCGCCCGUGAGGGCCGCUGAGCAGGUGUUUCAGGACUGUGCCGAGAUCCAGCGCUCCGGGGCCAACACCAGCGGCGUCUACAUCAUCCACGUGGCCAAUAUGACGGAGCCCAAAAAGGUCUUCUGUGACAUGGAUGCCAAUGGAGGCGGGUGGACCCUCAUCCAGCGCCGAGAAAAUGGCAGCGUCAAUUUCCAGCGGAACUGGAAGGAUUAUAAGCAGGGCUUCGGGGACCCAGCUGGAGAGUACUGGCUGGGCAACGAGGUGGUGCACCAGCUCACCAGCAGCGGGACCUACUCUCUGCGCGUGGAGCUGCAAGACUGGGAAGGCAACGAGGCCUAUGCCCAGUACGAACAUUUCCAGCUGGGCAGCGAGGGGCAGCUCUACAGGCUUUCUCUGGGCGGGUACAGCGGCUCAGCAGGGCGCCAGAGCAGCCUGGCCCUGCAGGGCACCAACUUCAGCACGCGUGACGCAGACAACGACAACUGCCUCUGCAAGUGCGCCCAGAUGCUGUCUGGAGGAUGGUGGUUUGACGCCUGUGGCCUCUCCAACCUCAACGGCAUCUACUACACGGCGCGCCACCACAUGCGCAAGCUGAACGGCAUCCGCUGGUACUACUUCCAGGGCCCCAGCUACUCGCUCCGCGCCACCCGCAUGAUGCUGCGGCCCAUGGGCACCUAAGGAGCAGCUGGGCUGCAGCCGGGGAGGACCACGCUGGGCCUGCCCUGGGCCAGCUGCACCCGAACGCAGGACCUGGGACUUGGGAUUCAGCCCUCCUUGCCCGGGAGCGCAGAAGAGUCGGCUGCUGCCCCCCGGAACUUCACCGGGUCCCUCGAGGGUGGGCAUGUGGGGGCUCCUGCCUCGGAGGCACCUCUUCCCUCUUCCUUCCCACUUCCCACGAGAUCCCGGCCAGCCAGAGGGGCAAACGCCCCACCUGUCCCGAGAACAGACUUCCCCUGGCUUCUCGAAAGAAGUCCUGUCUUGCGGUGGGCUCUCUGGCAGGAGGGGGCUGCACCCAGGGGGGCAGAGAACCGCCCAGCGGCCCUCCAGAUCCCCGUGCCCAAGAUGGGUGGGAAGGCAGACCCUGCUCCCAGUGCUCUCAACCUUGAGAUGUCUUUGACGUUGGUGUUCGGGGCUGCAGGGCUGGCCUGCAUCCUGACGGGGGUGAUUCUUUCCCGCCCCCUCAGGGCUGCCCCCCUCCGAGGCGCGGCAUCUGGAGCUCAGACCUGGGGCUCCCAGGAGACCUAAGCCAGGUCCCUUCUCCUGAGCAGUCCUAGGUGAUGCUUCCCCCGGACAAGAACCGGGACUCCUCUCGAAAAGUGCCCCUGCCCUACAGACCUUAGCCUGAAGAUUCUGGCAAGAGCCAUCACACAGCGGGUCGGGCACUGGCCUUGCACACGGCCAACCUUGGUUCGAUCCCCAGCAUCCCAUAGGGUCCGAGGAACCCCAGUCGGAGUGAUCUGAGAGUGCAGAGCCAGGACUCAGCCCUGAGCAUCACCAGGUGUGGCCCCAGAACAAGUGAAAGUGCCCAUGACCAAGAAGCACUGGGUUAGCUAGAUCUGUGCGCACAUCCGUGCCUGUUGCAGGACUUGUCAGAGCAUUUGAUGUGCCGUGUGCCUUGUGACCCUCAGUGAUGUGGGGGACAGUGUGGACAGACUUCUCCUGACUGAUAUUGGAAAAUGGGUCCUAUUUAUUGUAGGGCAUCCUUGUGCCUGGGGCGCCCCUGGGAAAUGUCAGUCUUCACAGGUCUUGACACAGUGCCCUGAGCCUCCUCCCCCAAUCUCCAGUUGUCCUGGCCCUGGGGACCCCAGUGAUGGCCUCAAACAGACCCUGGCAGGACCCUUGAGUUAAAGCAGACACGAACAUCCCAGAAGAAGGUUCUAGAACUCAGCUUCCUGUCUGUGCUGUGGGCCCAUGUCUUCUGAGGUUCCCCAGGGCUGACAAAGCCAGGCCUCUGCCUGGAGGGGGGGGUCCCCAUAGCACUCCAGGUCACCCCACCCACCCUAGGUCUAGUUCAGGGACUGGGGAGCGGGGUGUCCACUCUACCUGGGGAAGGACGCCACUCUGUGUCCAGCCCCCUCCUGCCUUCUGGCCAGCAACCCAGCUCAUCCCCCAGCCCCACCCACAGUGACACUGCAGCUAGGGUCCCGGGGCAGGAUCAGGAGACACCGUCCUCAUCCCCCCUCCCCGAGGCCAGCACUGUCCCAUCAUCGUCAGCCCAUCCCCGGGCCCCCCCGACUUUGCUCUGUGCCACAGAGGGCGGCCUCUGUGUUUGUUCAUUUGGAAGGUACUUCCUGGGCCCCGGAAAUGGGAUUCCCUUAGACUGCCUGGCCCUGCCCCGGCCCCGAGACCCUCCUCAGUCAGUCGCCCAAGCACACCCAGCCCUGCUCAGGCCCAUCUCCUGCCAGGGAGUCAAGAUGCCAAGAACACAGGCUGGGGGUGGCCAGAGGCGCACAGCCCUGAGGCCUCUACCGUGCUCAGUGCAGCCGAGGGCAGGGCGGGGUGGGGGG